UCGGAGUCGUCCGAGCUGAACUUCUCCCUGAGUCACGACACGUCGGAAUCAGAACUCUCUGUCUUCAGCCCGACCACUGAUCCACCCAACACCCGGGGUCACUCCUCGGGAUCUCCACUUUUCAAUGGUCGACGUUCUCCCGGAGCUCAGGAGAACGUCCCGGAGGAGUCCGACGUCGGGAACCUCAGCAGCCGCGAGGACGGACACGGUCUGGAGGAAAAGUCGCUGGUGGUGGAGAGAGGUGGAGGUGGGGACGGAGGGCGUGGGAGCAGGAGUGUAGGAGGUCAGGAGGCAGAGGUGUGUGGACCUCCUCCUCCUCCUUCAGACAGCCUAGAGAGUCUGAUUGUCAUGAGCCUGUACCUGCACCGGGUCAAGGGUCUGGUUCUGGCCCUGCUGGUGGAUCCUGACUUCCUGAACAACAAAGCUUCGAUGGAGGAAGUG
Cynoglossus semilaevis (tongue sole) is the source of this 441-nucleotide messenger RNA. Its product is annotated as Hermansky-Pudlak syndrome 4 protein homolog. The transcript has a single exon. The record is from RefSeq and is a predicted model, not a curated record. Lineage: Eukaryota; Metazoa; Chordata; Actinopteri; Pleuronectiformes; Cynoglossidae. The annotation marks the transcript as partial.